Molecule: messenger RNA, 2069 nt
Organism: Ochotona curzoniae (black-lipped pika)
Lineage: Eukaryota; Metazoa; Chordata; Mammalia; Lagomorpha; Ochotonidae
Gene: TRIP13
Product: thyroid hormone receptor interactor 13
Exons: 13
Coding region: 161-1459 (432 amino acids)
Biological process (GO): meiotic recombination checkpoint signaling; reciprocal meiotic recombination
Cellular component (GO): nucleus; chromosome
Molecular function (GO): ATP binding; ATP hydrolysis activity
Source: RefSeq, a predicted model, not a curated record
UCCCCACCUCACCCGGAGGGUCCCCGCUGCUCCCGGAGGGGUAUCCUCUCUUCCUGUCGGGGUCCCCACUGCUCCUGGCCUUGUACUCUGUGCUCUGGGCCGCGUCCUCACUGCUCCCGGCGGGGAGCCACCGGCCAGGUACCCUCUGCUCCGGCACACCAUGGAUGAGGCCGUGGGCGACCUGAAGCAGGCAUUGCCCUGCGUGACGGAAGUGCCCACGGUCCAUGUGGAGGUGCUCCAGCGUGGCGGCAGUACGGCAAAGAAAGAAGACAUAAAGCUGAGUGUCAGAAAAUUACUCAACAGACAUAAUAUUGUGUUUGGUGAUUACAAGUGGACUGAGUUCGAUGAUCCCUUUCUGAGCAGAAAUGUACAAUCUGUGGCUAUUGUUGACACAGACUUGAAGGGCAAAGACUCCCAGCCCAUUGAUUUGAGUGUGUGUACUGUUGCACUCCACAUCUUCCAGCUAAAUGAGGAUGGCCCCAGCAAUGAAAAUUUAGAAGAAGAGACAGAAAAUAUCAUCGCAGCAAACCACUGGGUUCUGCCUGCAGCUGAAUUCCAUGGGCUCUGGGACAGCCUGGUCUAUGAUGUGGAGGUCAAGUCACAUCUCCUGGAUUACGUGACGACAACCUUACUCUUCUCAGACAAGAAUGUGGACAGCAACCUGAUCUCCUGGAACCGGGUGGUGCUGCUGCAUGGCCCUCCGGGAACUGGAAAAACCUCCUUGUGCAAAGCCUUAGCCCAGAAAUUGACCAUUCGACUGUCAAGCAGGUACCGGUAUGGUCAGUUAAUUGAAAUAAAUAGCCACAGCCUCUUUUCCAAGUGGUUUUCUGAAAGUGGCAAACUGGUCACAAGGAUGUUCCAGAAGAUCCAGGACUUGAUUGAUGACAAAGAAGCUCUGGUGUUCGUGCUGAUUGAUGAGGUGGAGAGCCUUACCGCUGCCCGCAAUGCCUGUAGGGCAGGUACUGAGCCCUCAGAUGCCAUCCGCGUGGUCAACGCUGUCCUAACCCAGAUUGAUCAGAUUAAAAGGCACUCCAACGUGGUGAUCCUGACCACUUCCAACAUCACUGAGAAGAUCGACGUGGCCUUUGUGGACAGGGCCGACAUCAAGCAGUACAUCGGGCCCCCCUCGGCAGCUGCCAUCUUUAAAAUCUACCUCUCCUGCUUGGAAGAGCUUAUGAAGUGUCAGAUCAUAUACCCGCGCCAGCAGCUCCUGACGCUCCGAGAGCUGGAGAUGAUCGGCUUCAUUGAAAACAACGUGUCCAAGCUCAGCCUGCUUCUGAGUGAAAUUUCAAGAAAGAGCGAGGGCCUCAGUGGCCGGGUCCUGAGGAAGCUGCCCUUCCUGGCUCAUGCACUGUACGUCCAGGCCCCUACUGUCACCAUCGAGGGCUUCCUGCAGGCUCUGUCUCUAGCAGUGGACAAGCAAUUUGAAGAGAGAAAGAAGCUUUCGGCAUACGUGUAAGCUAGGAUCCUACUGGCAGCUUCAGUGGAGCAACACACCUUGGAGAGACAUGGCUUUGCUGCCCAGUGUCCCUUCAGGGUCAUGGCCUUGCUACCACCACUGCCCACCCCCACACCUCCGGAACCUGCCCUCCCCUGUAGAGGUUGGACUGGCAGGUGGUGUUUACGAUUACACACCACAAGACCACCAACCCGUCACUUUCACUCAUCAGGACUCAUCCUGAUUCCAUUUGUCUCUGGAAAGAAGCAACGGAAUGCUAGAUAACAAGAUCGGUUUUUGUUAAUGAAGCUUAAUAUAGGUAUUAUGGACAAGAGAGAAGCAUGAUUCUGCCCAAAGUCCACGAGAAAUCGUGGCAUUUUCAGAUCAGACAUUUGUCAAACCAGAAGCCAAAGCUGCUUUGUGCCGGUGUCGAGUGUGCAGAUGUCCUGGGUACCGUGUUGCCAUGCCUCAGGACGGUCAACGAGUGGGUGUGUAUGCAGAAUGUGCUAUAUCCUUGAGGCCAGGAGAGCUCAUUGCCACUGAUGUUUCCACAGCAUCAUGACAGGCCCCACCUUAGCACAGUAAGACAUGCGUGUCAGCUCUGGUUUUGGGUGUUAAAACUGCUGUGUUU